Messenger RNA from Nymphaea colorata (pocket water lily), 1068 nucleotides. RefSeq names its product protein LIGHT-DEPENDENT SHORT HYPOCOTYLS 6-like. Lineage: Eukaryota; Viridiplantae; Streptophyta; Magnoliopsida; Nymphaeales; Nymphaeaceae. Gene Ontology annotation, biological process: response to light stimulus; mRNA transcription. The transcript is spliced from 2 exons. Bases 236 to 781 code for a protein of 181 amino acids. The record is from RefSeq and is a predicted model, not a curated record. Gene Ontology annotation, cellular component: nucleus.
CCUUUAUUUUUACGUCCCAUCUGUCUCUCUGCUUUUCCGACGACUCUCUGUCUCUCUCCAGCAAAGCACCUGGAGCCCUACUCUCCCCUCACCAGCAGCCGAUGGGAGCAAGCCCCCGACCAGGGAGGAUCUAGCCUGCCGAUUUGACGUCUUCCACCGGCAGCCGCUCCAGCAUCUCACGCAGCUGCGCCUGUCACUCCACCACCGGUGUCACGCCCAACCAUAAGGAACCCACAUGGAUCCCGGCGGUCGAUCAGCGGAGGGAGGGGACGGAGAGUCGUCGGGGCCGGCGGCGCCGCCGAGCAGGUACGAGUCGCAGAAAAGGAGGGACUGGAACACCUUCCUGCAGUACCUGAAGAACCACAAGCCUCCGCUGUCGCUGUCUCGGUGCAGCGGCGCCCAUGUCAUCGAGUUCCUCAAGUACCUGGACCAGUUCGGCAAGACGAAAGUGCACCUCAACGGCUGCGCCUUCUUCGGCCACCCCAACCCUCCGUUGCCGUGCGCCUGCCCGCUCCGCCAGGCCUGGGGUAGCCUCGACGCCCUCAUCGGCCGCCUCCGCGCCGCCUACGAGGAGAACGGCGGCCGCCCCGAAUCCAAUCCCUUCGGCGCCCGCGCCGUCCGGAUUUACCUCCGUGAGGUCCGCGAGGCCCAGGCUAAGGCCCGUGGCAUCCCAUACGAGAAAAAGAAGCGAAAGCGUCCAACCAUCACUACCACCGGCAGCUCCGCUUCCACCUCCUCCCACCCAGCCAGCGGCGGCGUUGGUCCCUCUGCCCACCCUUGAAUUGUAAUGCACUCAAAUCUGCCACUACGGAAGAUGAGACUUAGAUCACGUACAGUCUCUAGCUCAGGAAAAAAUUCUGUACUUGAAUUGAAUUUCAGUAGAUUCAUGCAGGUGCUCUCUCUCUCUCUCUCUCUCUCUCUCUCGCUUUUGUUGUGAAACGGGCACGACCCGAGCCAAGAGUUUGCACCUUACAGUGCUUUUGAACAGACGAUAUUUUAGCAAAGCAUGUACUUUUCCUGUUUGUAUCUCCAUUAUUAGUUAAUAGAAUUGCAAACUAUUUCAAUUUU